AUGAUCCAAUCGGUGGGAGUGGGAGUGAGAAUUCUCGCGCUGUGCUCUGGAGAGAAAACCAAUGAGAGCGCUCGCAACUCGAUUGUUCUUAGCUUUGGAAGGCACAAGGGGAAGCGCCUAAGCAGCGUCUCCAAUUCUUACCUCUCGUGGAUGGUCGCCAAUCUCCCCGGCGAUCCAUGGGCGGACUUGGCACAGCAGCACCUCUCGGAUCGCCGGUCCCCUCUCUCCUCCCACUGGCGAUGGAUCGAAUCGUCGCUCGCGAGCGCCCAGUCGCUGGAAGAGGCGCGUGCGAUCCAGGCCCGGAUCUUCGCGAGCUUGCCUGGGGCCGCGGAGGAUGCCCAAGUGGGCAAUCUUCUCGUCCAGGCGAUGGCGCGAUUGGGCGGGACGAAGGAGGCGCGCGUGGCGUUUGCGAGGAUCAAGAUCAAGGACGCCGCGUCGUGGAGCUCGAUGAUCGAGGGGUACUCGCGCAAUGGGCAGCACCGCAAGGCGAUCGAUCUCUACCGGAGGCUGUUGUUCCAGGCGGAGAUCGAGCCCAAUGCGGCGAUCUUCGCGGCCGCGCUCGAGGCGUCAUCUUGA
This is a messenger RNA of Selaginella moellendorffii, 576 nucleotides long. RefSeq names its product pentatricopeptide repeat-containing protein At1g28690, mitochondrial-like. The record is from RefSeq and is a predicted model, not a curated record. Bases 1 to 576 code for a protein of 191 amino acids. Gene Ontology annotation, molecular function: RNA binding; protein binding. The transcript is spliced from 2 exons. Gene Ontology annotation, biological process: RNA modification. Lineage: Eukaryota; Viridiplantae; Streptophyta; Lycopodiopsida; Selaginellales; Selaginellaceae.